Triticum aestivum (bread wheat) is the source of this 975-nucleotide messenger RNA. RefSeq lists its product as uncharacterized. The transcript has a single exon. The record is from RefSeq and is a predicted model, not a curated record. The coding region runs from base 189 to 860 and encodes 223 amino acids. Lineage: Eukaryota; Viridiplantae; Streptophyta; Magnoliopsida; Poales; Poaceae.
AUGCUGAAAUUACUUUCUGCUUGCUUUGGCGAUGCCAAUCUGUACUACGAUAUUAAUUUGCAUCCUAAAAAUUGCUCCCUAUAAAUGGUCAGGAGAUUGAUCACGGUCAUCGUCAAUAUCAGAUCUGUAAGACUCGAAAGAGAUUUAGUAAGAGUGUGGGCUAGAUCUAGAGAGUACAGAGUGAGAGGAUGUCGACAAGCAGUGGCAAGCCGCUCCUCGUCGUGAUCCGCCGGAGCAAGCUCUCCGUAGGAGAUGAGGGCCGCCGCAUCUGCACAGAGUUCAAGCAGGCCAAGUACCCCUUCAAGUGGAGAAGGUACAUGUGCGCUAGGUGUGGGGUGCUCCGUGAGGAGCACAACGCCUGCAAGAGCAAGCUCUCCGCAGGAGAUGGGGGCAAGCACGACACCAGCAAGAGCAAGCUCCCUGCAGGAGAUAAGGGUGAGCAAUCCACUGACAAGUACAAGCUCUCUGCAGAAGAUGAAGGUGAGCGCAGCGCCAACAAGAGUAAGAUAUCUGCAGGAGAGGAGGGCGAGCGUUUCUGCACCGAGUUCAAGCAGGCCAAGUACCCCUUCAAGUGGAGAAAGUACAUGUGUGCCAGGUGCGGGGUGCUCCGUAGCGAGCAUGGCGUCAGCAAGGCCAAGGCCAAAGUGGACGACGACACGGAGAAUAUCAAGGAGGAGGACCUGCCGCCACGCAAGAGGCUCAUUCUCAGGUUCAAACGGUCACAGGCCCUUGCUGCUGCUGCUUCUGCCACAUCCAGGGAGAAGGAGAACAAGGAGGGGGAGCUAGAGGAAGGGGAGAUCAACUGGAGCCCCGGCGCGACGAUCGCCAAGGGGAAGAGAGCCCCAAGGAGAAAGCGCUAGGAUGCACCGUGAACUGAGCAAUGCACCAAUUGAGAACUUGUUAUAUGUGAAUCUCUUUAGCUACGUGAAACAACUUGUGUACUGGUCCGAUGUUCACUUCUUUAACUUCGACCAA